AUGGCGUCAACUCACCGGCCUGCGUUCCAGGACGAGCCUAUACCCAGCUACCCGGACCUACCAGGAAAAGUCGCCAUCGUGACGGGGAUCGGACAGUACGGGGAUCCCUCGGUCGAGGACAACUGGGGCAACGGCGCCGCGGCGGCGUUUGGCCUCGCGCGCUCGGGCGUCAAGGUCUUCGGGUGUGACCUGGACCUGGACGCGGCGGAGCGGACCAAGCGGCGGAUCUUAAAGCACGUCCCCGACGCAGUGGUGGACGUGACGGUGGCGGACGCGACCAAGGCGUCGUCGGUGGAGGCGUUUGUCGGGACUGUGAUGCAACGCCACGGCCGCAUUGACGUCCUCGUCAACAACGUGGGCGGCGCCCACCGGGGCGGACCGGCCGAUAUGCCCGAGGAAGUAUGGGACCAGGAGUUCAACGUCAAUCUGAAGAGCGUGUACAUGAUGUGCCACUUUGUACUACCCGUCAUGGAAUCCCAGCGAUCCGGAUCCGUCAUCAACAUCGGCAGCAUCGCCGGCUUGAGGUAUAUCGGGAAGCCACAAGUCGCCUAUGCGGCCGCGAAGGCCGGGGUGCAUAUGUUCACCAAGCAUACGGGCGUGCUCUACGCCGACAAGGGGGUGCGCGUCAACGUCGUCGUCCCCGGUCUCAUCUUCACGCCCCUGGUCGCGCGUAUCGCAGACUACUACGGCGGCGAUUACGAGGCGUUUGUCAAGGCACGCCACGCUCAGGUGCCCACGGGGGAGAUGGGCACUAGCACCGAUGUCGCCAACGCGAUUCUCUUCCUCGCCAGCAACGUCGCCUCGCGCCACAUGACCGGUCAGGAGCUGGUGAUUGAUGGCGCCAUGACUUCCAGCACGGGCAGCGUCACGAGCGGUAUGGCGGAGAAAUAG
Fonsecaea multimorphosa CBS 102226 is the source of this 891-nucleotide messenger RNA. RefSeq lists its product as uncharacterized. Gene Ontology annotation, molecular function: oxidoreductase activity, acting on the CH-OH group of donors, NAD or NADP as acceptor. The record is from RefSeq and is a predicted model, not a curated record. Lineage: Eukaryota; Fungi; Ascomycota; Eurotiomycetes; Chaetothyriales; Herpotrichiellaceae. The coding region runs from base 1 to 891 and encodes 296 amino acids. The transcript has a single exon.